CACGCCAUGGAGAAACCCUCAAAGGAUCGUCUCACUUUAUCUCCAGGUUGUAAAAUGGAAGAUGAGGACAUCACAGGAGAUUGUGGAGGAGAAAAGACAAUGAGCUCCACUAUGGAUGGAGGACUUCACAGUGUGGAGAGACCAUGGAAUCCCUCUGAGCAACCUCGUACUGUGGGGGAUGGGGCCGGGAUUCAGGGGGAGGAGACAUUUCCCUGUAAUGAUUUUGGGGGAAGUUUUAGCUCUGCAUCUGAUCUUAUAAUACAUCAGAGAUCUCACACGGGUGAAAAACUUAAUUGCUGUUCAGAGUGCGGUAAAUGUUUUCCCCAUAAAUCAGGACUAGUCCGACAUCAGAGAUCUCACACAGGGGCAAAGCCGUAUUCCUGUCCUGAGUGUAGGAAAACAUUUUCGCAGAAGACCGGUCUUUGCACACAUCGGAGAUCGCAUACUGGUGAAAAGCCGUAUUCCUGCCAUGAGUGCGGGAAAUGUUUUUCACAUCAGGCCAGUUUUUUGAGACAUCAGAGAUCUCACACAGGGGAGAAGCCGCAUUCUUGCCCUGAGUGUGGAAAAUGUUAUACACGGAAAUCAGUACUUGCUAUACAUCAAAGAUCUCACACGGGGGAGAAGCCGUUUUCCUGUUCUGAGUGCGGGAAAUGUUUUUCAUAUAAAGCUGACCUGGCCAGACAUUACAGAACUCACACAGGGGAGAAGCCGCAUUCCUGCCCCACGUGCGGGAAAUGUUUUCAAAACAGAUCAGACCUUGUUAAACAUCUAAGAUCUCACACAGGGGAGAAGCCGUAUUCCUGCCCUGAGUGCGGGAAAACAUUUUCGCAGAGGACCCAUCUAUCUACACAUCAGAGAGUGCACACUGGUGUAAAGCCAUAUUCUUGCCUUGAGUGUGGGAAAUAUUUUGCAGAUAAGGCCAAUUUUUCGAGACAUCAGAGAUCUCACACGGGCGAGAAGCCAUAUUCCUGCUCUGAGUGCGGGAAAUGUUUUCAAGAGAAAUCAGACCUUGGUAAACACCAAAGAUCUCACACAGGUGAGAAGCUGCAUUCCUGCCCUGAGUGUGGGAAAUGUUAUACAUGGAAAUCAGACCUUGUUAUACAUCAAAGGUCUCACACAGGGGAGAAACCAUAUCCUUGUCCUGACUGCGGGAAAUGUUUUUUCCAUAAAUCAGAUCUGGGAAGACAUUGCAGAUCUCACACAGGGGAGAGGCCGUAUUCCUGUCCUGAGUGCGGGAAAAGUUUUUUACAGAAGGCCCAUCUUUACAGACAUCAGAGAACCCACACAACCGUUGAGGUGUAUUAGUGUCCUGAGUGUGGGAAAUGUCUUCUAUAUGGAUCAUCUUUUGCCGUACAUCAGAGAUCUCACACUGGGAAGAAGCUCACCUUGAUAGACACCUCAGAAAACACGUGGCUGAGCGCUCCUCUGAUCUUUAUCAUGGAAGAAACACUUUA
Messenger RNA from Rana temporaria (common frog), 1454 nucleotides. Its product is annotated as oocyte zinc finger protein XlCOF6.1-like. Gene Ontology annotation, biological process: negative regulation of transcription by RNA polymerase II; regulation of immune system process; regulation of cytokine production. The transcript has a single exon. Lineage: Eukaryota; Metazoa; Chordata; Amphibia; Anura; Ranidae. Bases 7 to 1305 code for a protein of 432 amino acids. The record is from RefSeq and is a predicted model, not a curated record.